Cuscuta campestris is the source of this 2656-nucleotide messenger RNA. Lineage: Eukaryota; Viridiplantae; Streptophyta; Magnoliopsida; Solanales; Convolvulaceae. The record is from the annotation of a GenBank genome assembly.
GUCCAUGUUUCAACAGCCGGGAGGAUUUUGGACAGGUGUUAUACCCACAAUUCUUGCCCCAAACUAAUAUCAUCCGCCCAGUCGCUCCAACAAAUCUAAUCGGAGAGAUGGACAAAGCUGGCCCGUCCCGAUCCAGAAGGAGUCGGUCCCGGAGGUCGCGCACGCAGAUCACGCCUGAUGGCGAUGUGCGACCAGUCCAUAGCAGGGAUGAGGAUUGGGAUGUACCCCAGGCACAAAAGAAGUUGAAGGGAAAAGCUAUUCAACCUGAAGGGUCCAGGAGGUCAGCGUUUCAAAGGCUUGGCCAUGAAGGCAGAAAUCAAAACCGACCUACCAAAGAACGACUAGGAGUGGAGACAACCCCGUUGAGUGCUUUUAAUCGCCUGGGUAGAGGGGCCGAGCGACCUGGUCGGACCGGGCGCACGGAACCUCCCCAUCGCGAAGAGCCCCAACAUAGUCGGGCGCCCCAUGGAGAAGAAGAAGCGGAAAGCCAUCCUAGGCACACAAUCCGCUCCCAUGUUGAACAACCCCGGGAUCGUGUGGGCCGGGUCGAAGCACGUUUGGAAAAGUUGCAGCGCCGGGUGGAUCGGGAUGAAAAGAAGAAAAUCCUGCUGAACGAAUCUCCGUUCACAGACCGGGUUCACGAGACCCCAUUUCCAAAGAAAGCAAAGUUGGAGGUCCCGAAGUUUACUGGGAAGGAGGACCCGGAAAUACAUGUCAAGACCCUUCAUCAAAGUGGAAGGAUGAUGGGCCUUUCCGGGGAUGAAAAAUGUUUACUUUUUUCCAAACCCUCCGCGGCCGAGCCGCUGAGUGGUUUCAUAACUUACCGGCCGUCAUACCAAGAGGCCUACAACACGGCCUGGGAUUAUGCUGACGCCGAAGCACAGGUGUCAUCUAAGAGGGAGGCCGAGCAGGGCCAUUCCAAAGGAAAAGUUUCCUUGAAAAAGGAAAUUGAACAGCCCGGGAGGGCAAAGGCAGCAGUCAUGGAAGUUAAACCAGUCAAAUCAGAAAAGAACCCGACCGGCGAGAAACAAUGGACGGAGAAGUAUUGCUCCUUCCACAAAACUGAUUCCCAUAACACUGCGGAGUGUAACAGUGUGAAGGGAGUAAUUAAGCAGAUGAUCGAGGCCGGGGAGAUCGAUCCUGAGUAUCUAGCUCAGGCCAAGCAAAAGAAAAACCAAUGGAUCAGGCCUGAAGGAAAGCCGGUCGAACAGAAUAAGAAGAAGAAAGCGCCCGGCCAGCCUGGAAUAAACAAGGUCCGUGGAGUCAUCUCCAUGGCCCAUCUCUGUAUGAAGUUCUAUACCCCGGGCGGUAUAGGACAAGUCAGAGGAGAUCAAAAGAAGGCCCGACAUUGCUAUUUGGAAGCUGUAAAGAAAAUGACGAAGGCUUUUGAGAGAGUCACUUUGGUCUCUCAGGAGGAAGACCGGUCAAAGCUAGAGCCGGGUGAUGAAACCGAGCAGAUCGUUCUCCGGGAGGCCUUCCCGGAAAGAAUGGUGCGAAUAGAGUAUGAGGCACUGGCCGGAUGCCUCAGACUAGCCCAGGCACUCGGAAUAAAGAGAAUGAGAAUUCGUUCCGACUCAAGUCUUGUAGUUGGACAGAUCAAUGGCGAGAUGGAGGUCAAAGAGGAGCGUCUGGCCCGGUACGGUGACCUGGUCCGAGCACUUCUGAGGGAAUUGGAAGAAUUUCGUCUGACUAGGAUACCCGAGUCGGAGAACACAGACGCUGAUAUGCUUUCGAAGUUAAUGCAAUCAUGCCCGGAGCAUGUGUCGAAGUUGGCUAAAAUUGAGAGUUUAGAUCAACCAAGUACUGAUCGGUUUGAAGUCGCGGCUAUCCAACCGGGCCAGAAUUCGGCAACCGGGAUAAUCGGAACAGAUGAUGACUGGAGAUACGAUCUCAUGGAAUAUUUGGAGACCGGUCAGAAACCGGAUGAUGAGGAGCGGGCCAGGAAGGUGGUCCUGCGGGCUCCCCGUUUUCAGGUAAUCGAUGGUCACUUGUACAAACGUGCCAUUGGUGGACCUCUCCUACGUUGCCUUACCAACCCGGAGGCUGAACGGGGAAAUGGCCAAGUUGAAAAUGCUAACUGGACGAUAGUGGACGGCCUAAAGAAGAGGUUGGGUGAAGAAGGCCAUAAAUGGUUGGAAGCUUUGCCUCACACAGUCUGGGCGCAUAGAGUGACUUCAAGAAGGGCAACCGGAGAAACUCCAUUUGUGCUCACUUACGGAUGUGAAGCCCGGUUUCCAGUUGAAGCAGAAAUUCCAACAUUUAGAGAAACCGUGUACCAGCCCGGUCAGAACGAGGUCGACCACCUAGCUGAGUUAAAUUUGGUGGAAGAAUGAAGGACCCUAGCAGCUGUCGAGAUGGCCGGUUACCAGCAGUCAGUAAAGAGAUAUCACGACAACCGGGUGGGCCCACGGUACUUCCAAGUGCAUGAUGAGGUCUUGCGCAGACGGGAUGCUAGUAAACCUAACGAGAGAGGCAAGUUGGUGCGAAAUUGGGAAGGACCCUAUCGCAUAAAGGCGAUCAUCCGGCCGGGCACUUACCAACUAAAGACUAUGGAAGGUGGCCGGGUUGACCGACAUUGGAACUCUCAUCACUUACGUAAAUUCUUUAGAUAAAUUGUAAUGAGUUCCCUAGGUGUUAAUAAAACUUUGUUCUUUUC